This is a messenger RNA of Pogona vitticeps (central bearded dragon), 1180 nucleotides long. Lineage: Eukaryota; Metazoa; Chordata; Lepidosauria; Squamata; Agamidae. The record is from RefSeq and is a predicted model, not a curated record.
CGUCACCUCCCAUGGCCGGCCGCCGUGGCCCCCCAGCGAUGGUCCUCGGGCUUGCCCAGGAACACCGUGAUCCUCUUCGUGCCCCAGCAGGAAGCCUGGGUGGUGGAGCGGAUGGGCAAGUUCCACCGCAUCCUGGAGCCGGGACUGAACUUUCUUAUCCCGAUUCUGGACCGCAUUCGCUACGUACAAAGCCUCAAAGAAAUAGUCAUCAAUGUGCCGGAACAAUCAGCCGUCAGCCACGACAAUGUCACCUUGCAGAUUGAUGGGGUGCUCUAUUUACGCAUCAUGGACCCCUACAAGGCGAGUUAUGGAGUGGAGGACCCAGAGUAUGCGGUGACCCAGCUUGCUCAGACCACCAUGCGAUCCGAGUUGGGCAAGCUCUCCCUUGAUAAAGUUUUCCGGGAGCGGGAGAGCCUCAACGCCAGCAUUGUGGAUGCCAUCAACCAGGCCUCCGACUACUGGGGCAUCCGGUGCCUGCGCUAUGAGAUCAAGGACAUCCAUGUGCCGCCUCGCGUGAAGGAGUCCAUGCAGAUGCAGGUGGAGGCAGAGCGGCGCAAGCGAGCGACGGUGCUCGAGUCAGAGGGGACACGGGAGUCUGCCAUCAAUGUGGCCGAGGGGCGGAAGCAGGCCCAGAUUCUGGCCUCUGAGGGGGAGAAGAUGGAGCAGAUUAACCAAGCCGCUGGGGAGGCCAGCGCCAUCCUGGUGAGAGCUCAGGCCAAAGCGGACGCGAUCCGGCUGCUGGCUGCCGCUCUGGCACAGCAGAACGGCCCCUCAGCAGCGUCCCUGUCUGUGGCGGAGCAGUACGUGAGCGCCUUCUCCAAGCUGGCCAAGGAGUCCAACACCCUCAUCCUGCCGUCCAGCACAGGCGACGUGUCCAGCAUGGUGGCCCAGGCCAUGGGGAUCUACAGCUCCCUGAGCAAGCCACGGCCGGCACAGGACACGGGAGCCACCGCUGCCCCGUCUCUCCAGCCACACGACCCCCCAAGCACAGAAUACCCAGAGGCAGCAGAACACUCGAGUGCCAGCUAACAGAGAAGCCUGCAGGCGUGGGAUCCGGCCCGCUCCCACCUCCUGUGUGGGAGCGGACCCUGCCGUCCCUGUCCUGGACUCUAGCCCUCCCCCUCAUGUUGGUUUAUUUUCUAAAAUGGAUUUAAUCGUGUCAUAAAAGGAGAUGGCUUAA